Messenger RNA from Phytophthora nicotianae INRA-310, 1941 nucleotides. RefSeq lists its product as hypothetical. NCBI's taxonomy places the organism in Eukaryota, Oomycota, Peronosporomycetes, Peronosporales, Peronosporaceae. The record is from RefSeq and is a predicted model, not a curated record. The coding region runs from base 1 to 1941 and encodes 646 amino acids. The transcript is spliced from 5 exons.
AUGAUUCAUCAACUUUCGCCUCCGCCGUCGCUCCCGUUACAGUCGCCCACUCCUGACCUACCAUCUGCUAGUGCACCUCCAUCCAGCGCAGAAUUGUCUGGUGUUGUGCCUGUGUCUCAGGCUUCCGAGGAAGGAAGCGAGGAACCCGACGACAGCAACGACGAAGAUUGGAGCGACGCGGAUGAUGCUUCCGUUGAAGAUGAAGUGCUGACAGGAGAGAGUGAAGAAGAAACGGACAAACCCGAGGACAUUAGUAUCAAUUUGAUCGACGAUGACGUCCGUCAACACGUGACGGAUCUCAUACGCGACGAUGCGUGUGAGCGGCACUGUCUCGAAGGCAAGGCUGGUGAACUGGAGCAUCUAGUGCGCCCGCUGGAGCAAAUGUCGAGGACGGAGAAGACGACUUGUAUUCUGACACUGAUUGGCGUGCUGAUGCAGACAGAUACGGCGGGGAGGCGUCGCGGUACCGGCGAACGAGAAAAGUUUCACUACUACCUACCAUUUGUUGACCAUGUCUGUCGCCCUUCAUUUGCAAGGUGCCUGGGGGUGCAGCCCCUCACCGUGCAGCGAUACAAGCGGCGUGUUCGCGAUGGAUUCAUCGCUGCAGCUGCGCAUGGCAAUAAGGCAAACAAAAACGCUUUAAAGGUGAACUUAGUGUGGCUGGUCAAGUGGUUCAAAGCUCUUGCCGCAGAGAAGUACUACAGUCGCGAAGACUACACGCUCUUGCCUGCUACUUUUACCUGGGAUGCUCUUUACGAAGAGAUGCACAAGUUUGUGGAGCUAGGUCUUCGGGUGUAUGAACCAGCACGCUCGACGUCUCGCAAGUUACUCUCGAUCCACUGUCCGACCAUCCGGAUCCGUUCCUCCCAGUCCAAUGUGUGCGAUAUGUGCACAAUUUACCAGACCCGCAUGCGUCAGGGGGCUACCGCUGACAAAACGGAAGAGCUUGAUCAACACACGCAGUCACCACGUCGAAUACGUGAAUACAAGAAAGAUAAAGCAGCCUCGCAGGAACCCAACUCUGAUCUGGCGGUGAUAGUCACUGACUUUUCACAGAACCUCACAAUUCCCUCGGUCACGACAACGCCCUCGCAGUGGUAUUUCUGCUCUCUGCUAGCAGUGAACCUCUUUGGUAUUUUCUACGAGAACGACGGAACCCAGACAAACUACGUGUAUGAUGAGUUCGCGAGUGGUAAAGGAAGCGACCAGAUAAACUCUAUGCUUCAGCACUUUAUCCGCACUGUCUUGAUCCCUGCAGGCAAGAAGCAUCUUGUGGUUUACGCCGACAAUUGUUCUGGACAGAACAAAAACAACCACGUCAUCCGGUUCUUUCUGGCCCAGGUCCAAUAUGGGGCGUUUGAGAGAGUCGACUAUAAGUUUUUUGUGAAGGGCCACACAAAAAAACUCGUGCGACCGAGGUUUCGGGCAUAUUCGCAAGCACAUAAGCCGCGCAGACUGCUGGACCAUGGACCACAUUAUCAGCGCAUCGAAGAACUCUACAAGAAGCUGGUGGGUGUACAACAGUACCAGGUGUUCACCAUGACACAAGAGAAACCGGGUGUCGUGCAGUGCAAGAAGGGGCCUGAUGAUGAGUCCAUCGAUAAGGACCUUCGCCGCAAAGUGGAUGGCGUCCUCACGGAUGUGGUCAAGGCCAUCCGUAUGCUCGACCAUUUCCUUGACGACCUGCCACCUCUAGCUGAAAAGGCCGAAAAAAUAGCAGAACUGCAUAAAAAUAUCCGGCCAUACGUUCCGGAUGAGUUCCAAGCGAAUUCGAUAUACGCCGCCCCUAGCAAAGAACAAGGUGAAGAUGCUAAAGCAGCACAACAGGCUCGACGAGAGCACCGAGCAGCCAUGGCCGUCGCGGCAAAAGCCAACCAAGUCCGAUGUGGAAGAGAUGGCGAAGAUGAAGGCCAUCCAGUGCCGAAAAAGUCUCGCAAGUGA